UGCAGUAUUGAGAAGAUUUUCGAGAUUAUAGAGUUUAUUUAUUGGAUAAGUCUCUGAGAAGGGAAGAAGUUUUGUUUUAGAUCUGUAUAGAGUUUAUUGCUGAGAAGGGAAGAAGGUUUUUGUAAGAUCUAUUUAGAGUUUAUUGCUGAGACUUUUAGAAUGGCAGCUCUGGAAAAUUCAGAUUUGAAGACAGCUCUAGAUCUGAACAAUGGCAGCAAUCCUGUUGAGAAUUCUGAUUUGAUAGUUAGCUUUGGGGAGAUGCUCAUUGAUUUUGUUCCAACAGUCUCUGGUGUUUCCUUGGCUGUGGCACCAGCCUUUAAGAAGGCCCCAGGAGGUGCACCAGCAAAUGUUGCUGUAGGGAUAGCUAGGCUUGGAGGUCAUGCAGCAUUCAUUGGGAAGGUUGGCGAUGAUGAAUUUGGCCAUAUGUUGGCGGACAUUUUAAAGGAAAAUGGGGUAAAUGACAAGGGUUUUCUGUUUGAUAGCCAUGCUAGAACGGCGCUUGCAUUUGUAACAUUGCGUAGUGAUGGAGAACGCGAGUUCAUGUUCUAUCGUAAUCCCAGUGCUGACAUGCUCUUGACAGAGGCUGAGCUUGAUAAAGAUCUGAUCCAACAGGCUAGGAUUUUUCAUUAUGGAUCAAUAAGUUUGAUCACAGAGCCAUGCAGAACAGCUCAUCUUGCAGCCAUGAAAAUGGCAAAAGAAGCUGGUGCACUAUUAUCAUAUGAUCCCAAUGUGAGAUUGCCAUUAUGGCCAUCUGCUGCAGAUGCUCGGGAAGCCAUCUUCAGUAUUUGGGAUGAGGCUGAUGUGAUUAAGGUCAGUGAUGAUGAAGUAGCAUUCCUUACAGAUGGGGGAGACUACCAAAAAGAUGAAGUAAUCGAGACCCUAUUGCGUCCAGGAGUAAAAUUACUGCUUGUAACUGAGGGGGAAAAAGGUUGCAGAUACUACACCAAGGACUUUCGGGGGAAAAUAAAUGGAUUUGCAGUGAACACAGUUGAUACAACCGGUGCUGGUGAUGCAUAUGUUGGGGCAUUUCUUACAGAGCUGGUCAAAGAUUUCUCAUUACUUGAGGAUGAGAAGAGAUUGAGGGAUGCACUGCUUUUUGCCAAUGGCGCUGGUGCCAUAGCAACAACAGAAAAGGGUGCAAUCCCUGCACUGCCAGAUAAAGCUGCUGUUCUGGCCCUCUUGAACAGCCAUGUUUAACAGUUUCUAUUUAAAGAGAUUUAUUUUUCUCAGGUAAAGAUAUAAACAUAUACUCUUAGGCAGCAUUCGUCCUUAUUUUGUUUAAUAUAAGAGACAAUAUGAAUUUGACAGUCUGUGUUUUUACAAAUAAGUAUAGGUUUUGUCUGUGAAUUAUGGAUGUCUUAUUGUUAAGACUUAAGAGUAUGUUGCUCUUAGUGGAAUUGACCGUUGAUAGAUGAACACAUUAUAUUCAAAACUGUUGUGAUAUUCAUUUAAGUUUUUUUUUGUUUGAAACUAUUGAUAAGUGCUUUGACACCUUUAGUCAUAUUCUUCAUAUUUGUCACCAUGGAAUAGGAUUUACAGUCACCACAAAUAAAUUUGGGAAGUCUCUUUUCAUGACUUAAUUCAUAUUUUAACAUUGGGGUUGAACCAGUGAUCUCCUUUUUGUGAAUUUAACAUUUUAUCACUGCAUUGUUGACUUGAACCCACAUUGGA
This is a messenger RNA of Cryptomeria japonica (Japanese cedar), 1671 nucleotides long. Its product is annotated as probable fructokinase-5. The transcript is spliced from 7 exons. The record is from RefSeq and is a predicted model, not a curated record. The coding region runs from base 160 to 1197 and encodes 345 amino acids. Gene Ontology annotation, biological process: fructose metabolic process. Lineage: Eukaryota; Viridiplantae; Streptophyta; Pinopsida; Cupressales; Cupressaceae. Gene Ontology annotation, cellular component: cytosol. Gene Ontology annotation, molecular function: fructokinase activity.